Cololabis saira (Pacific saury) is the source of this 1389-nucleotide messenger RNA. RefSeq names its product zinc finger protein 239-like. Lineage: Eukaryota; Metazoa; Chordata; Actinopteri; Beloniformes; Belonidae. Gene Ontology annotation, molecular function: RNA polymerase II cis-regulatory region sequence-specific DNA binding; DNA-binding transcription factor activity, RNA polymerase II-specific. The transcript is spliced from 4 exons. Gene Ontology annotation, biological process: regulation of transcription by RNA polymerase II. Gene Ontology annotation, cellular component: nucleus. The record is from RefSeq and is a predicted model, not a curated record. The coding region runs from base 237 to 1103 and encodes 288 amino acids.
AUCCAAACCGAGAUAAACCCGCAGUUUGUGGGUUUAGGACGUGUUUAAACCCGCAGUUCGUGGGUUUAGGACGUGUUUAAACCCGCAGUUCGUGGGUUUAGGACGUGUUUAAACCCGCAAUUCGUGGGUUUAGGACGUGUUUAAACCCGCAGUUCGUGGGUUUAGGACGUGUUUAAACCCGCAGUUCGUGGGUUUAGGACGUGUUUUCUCGCGGCUGACGGGACCGUUGACGCGGCAUGGACGACAGCAAGAUGCCGGAGGGGAAGGUGAAGAAUCCCGGGAAACGCAGCAGGAAACCGGCCAAGAUGGACCUGCGGGAGGAGCUGGACAUGAUGCCGGAGGGGAAGGUGAAGAAUCCCGGGAAACGCAGCAGGAAACCGGCCAAGAUCGACCUGCGGGAGGAGCUGGACAUGAGUCAUAAAGGAAGACCCAAAAGACACUGCUGUGAUGAUUGCAAGCAAGUCUUCACCACUUCAUCAAAGCUGAAGAAGCAUAAGAAAACUCACACUGGGGAUAAACCGUACAGCUGUGAUCAGUGUGGAGCUUAUUUUGCCCGACAAGGUAACUUAAAGCAACACCAUCGUAUUCACACUGGAGAUAAGCCUUACAGAUGUGAUCAGUGUGGAGCGGCUUUUGUCCGACAAGGUCAUUUGACGACUCACCAGCGUAUUCACACUGGAGAGAAGCCUUACAGCUGUGAUCAGUGUGGAGCGGCUUUUGCCCAUCAAGGUGCUUUAAGGCGUCACCAACGUAUUCACACUGGAGAAAAGCCUUACAGAUGUGAUCAGUGUGGAGCGGCUUUUGCCCAUCAAGGUGCUUUAAGGAGUCACCAACGUAUUCACACUGGAGAAAAGCCUUACAGAUGUGAUCAGUGUGGAGCGGCUUUUGCCCGGCAAACUCACCUAACGAAUCACCAACGUACUCACACUGGAGAAAAGCCUUACAGAUGUGAUCAGUGUGGAGUGGCUUUUGUCCAGCACGGUGCUUUAAGGAGUCACCAACGUAUUCACACCGGAGAAAAGCCUUACAGAUGUGAUCAGUGUGGAGCGGCUUUUGCCGAGCAAAGUGCUUUAAGGAGUCACCGACGUAUUCACACUGGAUAAAAAGUGUACAUUUAUGAUCAGGUCAUUGUCAGGGUUUGAAAUUUCCCGUUUUAAUUUAAAGCCCAUGUCUUUGUGUUUCUUUGUGUUUGAGUUCUUGUUUGACCUUCCUGGUUCCCAUCUGCCCUGAUCGUUUGCACCUGUGUAUCUUUAUCCUUUGUGUAUAUCUGGUCUUGUCUUUCCCCUGCUCCCUGCUGGUCCGUCCUUUUUCAUCCCUCCAUCUGUUCCCCGUCAAGUUUUGCCAUAGUUUUCAGAUUCUUGUUUUAAGUUCUGGUUUUUUGAAUCCUGU